UCCUAUUCCAUCUAUAAAUUUCACACCCUUCUUCUCCUCCUUCACCCAACCCUUUCAAAAUGGCAAGAAACAUCAGUCCUCUCGUGUGUCUCUCGGUCAUGAUCAUGGAUGCUAUCGCCGGAAUACUUGGCAUCCAGGCUGAAAUAGCCCAAAACAAGGUGAAGCAUUUGAAGGCGUGGAUUAUCGAGUGCAGAGACCCGAGUUACCAAGCUUUCAAACUCGGUUUAGCUGCGGCUGUGCUUCUAGCGCUGGCACACACCAUUGGGAACUUGCUCGGUGGGUGCAUUUGCCUCUGGUCUAAGCAAGACUUCACCAAGGCCACAACAGCUAACAAGAAACUAGCUUUUGGGUUCCUAAUUCUCUCAUGGAUAACUUUAGCACUGGGAUUUUCGCUGUUAAUCGUUGGAACAAUGGCAAACUCAAAAUCAAGAAAAUCUUGCGCAUUAGCACACGGUAGAGUACUAUCAAUAGGAGGAAUCAUCUGCUUCUUCCACGGAUUGUUCACAGUGGCAUACUACGUCUCAGCAAAGGCCACAAUCAGAGAAGAAGAAAAGCGCAGGAACCCUACAAACCAAGCCAGCCAUCCUCCGGCUUAGACAAACUCC
Molecule: messenger RNA, 605 nt
Organism: Rosa rugosa (rugosa rose)
Lineage: Eukaryota; Viridiplantae; Streptophyta; Magnoliopsida; Rosales; Rosaceae
Product: protein DESIGUAL 2-like
Exons: 3
Coding region: 60-596 (178 amino acids)
Source: RefSeq, a predicted model, not a curated record